UAUAUUGAGCGGAAAAACACGAAACUAAUGUUUUUUUCACUUGUAAAGAAAUUAAAGUAAUUAAUAAUUGUGUUUUUAAUUCUAUAGAAUAAUAUAGUGUUAAUUUGUUAUUUUUGUUAUAGUUAAUGUAAAUAUUGACGGAAAAUACCUAUAAACAAGUAUUGUACGCAAUUAGUAUAAUAGUUUUCUGCACCUGUCAGAAAUUUAUUGGUUAUGUAAACAAUAUGGUUGCAAUCGCUGCAAUAAUUGCAAUAAACGACAGAUAAAAAAACGUUUACGUGGUUUACGUUGUAAAAACGUUUACAAUUAAAAAUAAUAUAAACGAAGAUCAUUAACUUUCCUGCUAAUUCGAAAAUGGAAAACAUUGUGUAAACAUUCAAUAAAAUAUUAUAGAUUAAAAAGGGGCCUAGAAGAAAGAUACAGUUGAAUUUGUCUUCUUUAACUCCAAAAAGAAAGGAAAAUGGCAGGUUCAGCAUUGAGACGUCUAAUGGCAGAAUAUAAACAACUAACCCUAAAUCCACCCGAAGGAAUAAUAGCGGGACCGAUAAAUGAGGAGAAUUUUUUCGAAUGGGAAGCAUUGAUAACCGGUCCCGAGGGAACAUGCUUCGAGGGCGGUGUAUUUCCGGCGAAAUUAAUAUUCCCACCUGAUUAUCCAUUGAGUCCGCCUAAAAUGCAAUUUACCUGCGAAAUGUUUCAUCCAAAUAUUUAUGCUGACGGUAGAGUUUGUAUUAGUAUUUUGCAUGCACCCGGUGACGAUCCAAUGGGCUAUGAAAGCAGUGCUGAACGAUGGAGUCCCGUUCAGAGUGUUGAGAAAAUUCUCCUCAGUGUCGUAAGCAUGUUGGCCGAGCCAAACGACGAGAGUGGUGCAAAUGUUGAUGCAGCAAAAAUGUGGCGAGAAGAUCGCGCCGAAUUCGAAAGAAUUGCCCAGAAACUAGUCAGAAAGACUCUCGGUAUUACAUCGUAAGUUAAAAAUUUGCAAAAUUGUUGAAA
This is a messenger RNA of Leptopilina heterotoma, 990 nucleotides long. It is a transcript of the gene Ubc7, whose product is annotated as ubiquitin-conjugating enzyme E2 G2. Gene Ontology annotation, cellular component: cytosol; endoplasmic reticulum. The coding region runs from base 461 to 964 and encodes 167 amino acids. The transcript is spliced from 2 exons. The record is from RefSeq and is a predicted model, not a curated record. Lineage: Eukaryota; Metazoa; Arthropoda; Insecta; Hymenoptera; Figitidae.